Cheilinus undulatus (humphead wrasse) is the source of this 618-nucleotide messenger RNA. Its product is annotated as histone H1-like. The transcript has a single exon. Gene Ontology annotation, cellular component: nucleosome. Bases 1 to 603 code for a protein of 200 amino acids. The record is from RefSeq and is a predicted model, not a curated record. Gene Ontology annotation, molecular function: DNA binding; structural constituent of chromatin. Gene Ontology annotation, biological process: nucleosome assembly. Lineage: Eukaryota; Metazoa; Chordata; Actinopteri; Labriformes; Labridae.
AUGGCAGAAGAAGCUCCAGCAGCAGCCCCCGCCAAGGCUCCGGCCAAAGCCCCGAAGAAGAAGUCCGUUUCUAAGAAGACCGAUGGACCGUCCCUGCCCAAGCUCAUCAUCGCUGCCGUGGCCGACUCCAAGGAGCGCAAAGGUCUGUCCUUAGCGGCUCUGAAGAAGAUCCUGGCAGGCAAGGGAGUGGACGUGGCCAAGUCCAACAAGAGGAUCAACACUGCCGUUAUCAAACUGGUGGGCAAAGGCACCCUGAGCCAGACUAAGGGAACUGGAGCGUCUGGAUCCUUCAAACUAGCCAAGAAGGAGCCCAAGGCGGCCAAGAAACCCGCAAAGAAGGCAGCAAAGAAGCCCGCAGCUAAGGCUAAGAAGCCCGCUGCCAAGAAGUCACCUGCAAAGAAGAAGCCAGCAGCCAAGAAACCUGCAGCCAAGAAAUCUCCGAAGAAGGCCGCUGCUAAGAAACCUGCAGCAAAGAAGCCUGCAGCCAAGAAACCAGCAGCGAAGAAGAGUCCCAAGAAGGCGGCUAAGAAACCUGCAGCCAAGAAACCUGCAGCAAAGAAGCCCGCAGCAAAGAAAGCCGCAGCCAAGAAGGCCAAGAAGUAAAUCUGAUCAACACAA